CGCCCCUAUUUUCAGUUCAGGAUCUACUUCUCGGUUGCGGAUGUGUGACGAUGCAACCAGCUGUUAGGAUAUUUUCCCAACUUCUCUGAAGUGUCAAUGAAAAAAAACAAAACACCUGUCAGUUAGAAAUCUCUUUUGAGCGUGUUGUUCGCUGCUCUGUGCUCGGUUAAGCUGUGCUCUCGCUCUUCCGCUCGCCAACUUUAGCAGCUUAGCUCGCCGUAGCUAGCAGCUCAUGGGUCUGGUGAUUUACUUCCAUAUUUAAACAAUUUCACAAUUUAAGUUGAGGGUCCCGUCUUCAUUCGUUUGGAAAAGCCACUACCCUACAUCGUGGUCCUCCACAUGUUCUUAUUUUGAACCGCUGGAUGCCAGCGGAGGAGUCACCCCACCUGUGCCUUCUUGCCUAGCGGGCUUGUGUCUAAAUGGCCACCGCUGCGCCUCCUCAAGCCUCCGGCUCUUCUGCGGCCUCUGACAACCCGAGUCCCGGCUCCAGCAGCUCAGCUGCAGCCGACGGCGGCAACCAGGACAGCACCUUCGAGUGCAACAUAUGUCUGGACACUGCCAAGGACGCUGUGAUCAGCUUGUGUGGACAUCUGUUCUGUUGGCCAUGUUUGCAUCAGUGGUUGGAGACCAAACCGACCAGACAAGUGUGUCCAGUGUGUAAAGCUGGCAUCAGUCGAGACAAAGUUAUCCCCUUGUAUGGGAGGGGAAGCACAGGUCAACAAGACCCCAGAGAAAGAACACCUCCCCGACCACAAGGGCAACGGCCUGAACCAGAAAACCGUGGUGGAUUUCAAGGGUUCGGCUUUGGAGACGGGGGUUUCCAAAUGUCAUUUGGAAUUGGUGCCUUUCCGUUUGGUAUUUUUGCUACAGCUUUCAACAUCAAUGAUGGCAGACCUCCUCCAGCAGCCCCUGGCACGCCACAGCACACAGAUGAACAGUUUCUGUCUCGACUCUUCCUCUUUGUCGCUCUGGGGAUUAUGUUUUGGCUGCUGAUUGCGUGAACGCAUGCAUGGCGACGCCUUAACAUUUGAUGGUAGACAUGAUAAGACACAUCAUCAGCGUUGUGCAAAUGUGAUUCUGAUUUCGUGCAUGAUUUAUUUUGUUUCACCUCACCAUUCAUGGAAGAAUGUAAAGGGGUUUAUUUUUAUUUUUUUUCUUUCUUUACCCAAAACCACAUUUCAUUGGUUUCCACAUGGGAUUUUCCACAAUAGAAUUCUUGAUUUGCCCCAGUUGACAGUUAAUAUUGUAACAAUCACAUGUGCUUUUCCUACUGUAAUCUGUGAAAGUGUCUCUCAGCAACCUCCUGAGAUGUGUGAUGAAAAUCUGCUAACUCUUACGCCAUGACUCUGUUCACUAAUGACCUUUAACAUUAUUUUCGAGUGCUACCUUUACAUACAAUUUACACUUUGUCAUCAGAAUUUUCUGUGUGAAAUUGUCUUUUUAUUUUGGUUCUCUUUUGAUGCAUAUAAGUAUGGGAAAAUAUAAAUUUAUGAAGCAGUAUUUCUUUCUAAAUACCCUCUCUCAGCAUUUUAUUUUUUUUGCCUUGUGUUGCUGUAAUUAAAUGUAAGAUACUGUACUACAGAGAUGAAAUAAAUUUUGAUCCUUUGACAUGAAAUAUUUUUUCCUAAUAUGAAUUCACAUGGUGAAAUCAAAGCUAUGCAAAUGAAGAUGUUGGUAAAGUGUUGAUGGUGUCAGUUUCAAAUCAAACACAAAAAUACUUCAAUGAGAUCUGUUGAAAAGCCGAACGAUUCAUUCACACUCACCCACUUUAUGCUGUACAAAAAAGGAAAAACAAAUAU
Solea solea (common sole) is the source of this 1799-nucleotide messenger RNA. It is a transcript of the gene rnf185, whose product is annotated as ring finger protein 185. The record is from RefSeq and is a predicted model, not a curated record. Gene Ontology annotation, molecular function: metal ion binding; ubiquitin protein ligase activity; ubiquitin-like protein conjugating enzyme binding. The transcript is spliced from 6 exons. Lineage: Eukaryota; Metazoa; Chordata; Actinopteri; Pleuronectiformes; Soleidae. Bases 420 to 1001 code for a protein of 193 amino acids. Gene Ontology annotation, cellular component: endoplasmic reticulum. Gene Ontology annotation, biological process: ubiquitin-dependent protein catabolic process.